GCAAAAGAUGGUGGCGAACGAUUUGCAGGAUUGUGAUGUUGGUGGGUAAUGCGAGAAGUGCGAGAAAGAGUGUGCGCUUCCUGUUGACCUUGACUGGCCUCCUGCUGCCCUUGCUGCUGCCUGUUCCUGCGAAGCACCUUCCCACCCGGGUGUUACACCUUCACACCACACAUCCGCCUCUCUCGUUUGCCCUCAGGAGGUUCCCGCGGAUGUCAUCCAAGGCGAGUGGCGGUGCGCUGCCGUCCCUUCUCCCAUCCCGCAGCCACAUCACCAAGUGGUGAUAAAUCCGCAUACACUCAAGAAGUGGCGUUUCUUGCUUUUCGAAUGCUCUGUGAUUUGCGUGUGCGUGCAGGGCAUGGAGGAGCCUCCACACUUGGGGAUCACGAUGGGCGCUGGCAGCGUCGGCGUACCUGCCCUUCCUGCCGCAGAGCAAGUGUGUCUUCUACUUUGACAUCCAGAAGCCCGUCAUUGCACUCACCAUCGAUGUAUGUGAGCCAUGCAGAGGGGAGGCGGCAUGUGUGUGAGUGGAGUGGCUGGUGUGUGUGGCGUGUUGGGUGUGCUGUUCAGGAUGCGCCAGGCAGUGAUGAGUCGGUGAGCUUCCAGCUGCUCGACUGUCUGAAGGACAACGGUGUGAAGGCCACGUUCUUCAUCAUCUCAUCUCGUACGCGAGGCAACACCGGCCGGCCAUGCAUGCCUUGAUGCGAUGCGCCCAUUGUGCGCUCUGUGUGUGUGUGUGUGUGUCUGUGUGUGCAGAUGUGGACGGGCAGGAGUCGGUCGUGAGGCGGAUGGUUGAGGACGGUCAUGAGCUGGCCAAUCAUAUGACGCACGACAAGCCUGCUCAUCGUUUGGACGAGGCGACGUUCGAGAGGCUGCUGCUGCAGUGCGAGUCGGUGCUGAAUCAGUUCGUGCCUGACUUCAAGGAGAGGCAGCUCAAGUGGUAUCGGCCGCCAAUGGGACUGGCCAGCGAGGUCAUGCAUCGAGUGCUCGCCAAACACAGAUACACAUCGGCACUGGUGAGCGACGGAGGCAGGGGGGGAGGGGAGGCGAACAUACCCACCCUCUCAUGUGUGUUGGUGUGCAUCUGUUUGUUUGUGUGGACAGGGCGACGUCUAUCCCCUGGACGUUAACCUGCAGGAGCAUCCCACCUUUUUGCGUGACUUCGUCCACGACCACGCCAAGCCGGGCUCGAUUGUCAUCCUCCAUUUCCCCUCGGCCACGUUCAGAGCCGAGAACCUGUGGGUGCUGAAGCAGGUGGUUCCGCAGCUGACGGCCAAGUUCGAGUGCGUCACCCUGUCAGAGCUGCACGACAUCGCCAAGGCAGAGGGGGACAACGGCAGCAACAAACCCCCCACCAAGCGAGAGAAGGAGACCGUCAGGUCAUCCUCCCUGCCCGAGGCCAUCGCGUCAGACCCCUCCCUCCUCCACUCAGCACAGUCGGCAAUUGAUGUCGAUGCCGCCGCUGCUCAGCCCCCCGCCGCCCGCCGUGCGCUCUCGCCCUUCCUGUCAUUUCAGUCGAUGAGCCGUCUGGGUGUGAACCACAACAGGAAGGCCAAGAACAGUACGUCGUCGCGCUCGCCCUCGCCCCAGCUGGCAUCGCUUGAGGGUGAUCGAGGAGGGGUCGGGGCAGUCGGGUGCUGGCCGCUGGCGCGGAGUGGCAGCCUUAGAGGCAGAGAGGCGGGGAAGUGAGACGUGCUUCCAUCGUGCCUGUGUUGGGGGUGGGGAGAGAGAGUGAGUGGAUUUUUCUCGCUUGUUUGUAUGUGUCUGUCGACUUACUUACUACACUGGGGGCUCUGUUUUCCUUAUCUGUACAGUAGCUGCUGCCUUGGACUGUGUGUAGUCGAGCGACGUGUCGAGCGUGGCGAGAUGCGAAUUUUCCAUCAAUCGCGAUGUGGAAUGACAGGAUGGACACGUGACCCUACGGAUAGACAGGGAUUCAAACAUGCGGCUCCACAAAUAUGUACGCUUUAAGUCUCUCACAGUACCGUCGAGAAUUUUCGUGGGAGACGGCCUUUUGAGACUUGUCCAGAACAAGGUAGAAAAUUCAUUCUACACGUCGCCCCCUGAUUAGCCCCGUCCACGCCGUCUGCUGUUGUUUUCCCAAGCAAGAGCGCGACCAAAGAAGAAGUUUCCCGAGGGGACUCUCACGUGGAGGCGAGUGCCCGGCGUCUGCCUGAUGCUGGUCAAGGUGGACGUGUCUGCCAACCAGGAAAAGCGCACUUUGAUCCAGAGACUGCUGCGUCUGAAGGAGAGAAUGGUGGCCGACAAGCACGGAGUGCAAUUCUGUGUAAGUCACUCUUACUCGAAUAGCGUCUAUGACACUUUUGCCUGUGUGCAGACGAGCAUCACGGAGGCCUUUGUUCAGGUGAGCUGUUCACAAUCUGAGAGAAGGCGAAGCCUUGCCGCUGGGGAGAGGGAUCUCCUGCCGAGCGCGAAAACCUCACGUUCCUGCCACUUGGCCUCACGUUCUCUGCCGCGACACCGACAGGGAAGAAGCGGCGUGAAGGUGGGAGAGGGGAGCGUGAAGGGGGCGAAACGUGCAUCUGCCAGGAGGGCGUUGGAUUCGCUCACGGAUAAGGUGAGUCAGAUGAGUACACCAUUCAUGCUUGACACGGUUUUUUGACAUUCAGGGUGUGGCCACACUUUCUCGCCACACGAGCAAGGUCAGCCCGAUCGUGACGCGCGAGCAGCUCGUGAGGACGACGCGGUCCAAGAAGCUCAAGGCUCCACCGAUGUGUAUUACGUUGUGUAUUACCGCGAGAGAACGGGCUGCACCAUGGACCUAAUCACGGCCAUCCACAAGCAAAUCCGCUCCGAUGUGGUGAAUGACAUUGUCCCGCUAGUCGACGGCAAAGAGGUAGAAGCGGACUGAGGACAAUCAUUUCAGACCUAUUGCCUUCACCGUGCUCAUCGAUGGCAAAUAGUAAGCUGAAGGAAGCUGAAGGGAGUCCCACCGACACGCCGCACUUACUCUACCGCAUGCUGUCGUUUUAUUUGCCACUGCAGCGAAGUUCGCAUCGGUGCAGACGGCCUCGAGGAGCUGUAGAAGACAUGACAUGUCUCAUCCCAACUUCGCACGAAGGCUUCACCUACCAGGAUGGCUCGGGAACGAAUGGUGGCCGGAGGCGGAUUCUGUCAAGUUUGCCCACACCACAAGCAGCACAGAAGUUGAUUACCUGCAUCGAAAGUGGUGAGCAGGUCGAAUUCACAAACGGCACACCGCGACACACACGGGAUGUUCACUCUUGUUUUGUGUGUGUGUGUGUGUGGUGUGUGUGUGUUCGUGUGUGAAGUCACGGGCUCCGUCACCACUCAACCGAGAAAGCGCAGAUGAGAAAUUUCCGACGACUCCAGAGAGGUACGAAUGUGUAUACCCACAUGCACACAAAGCGACAUCCGAAACAUUCGUAUUCUCUUAUCAUCUGUAUGUAUAUGUCUCUUGCAUGCAGUAAUGAACCUGCUGACGGAACAGCGGGAAUACGCAGAGGUCGAGCGCAUCAAGCAGCUGGUGACGCGGCCGGAGCCCGGCACAACGAACAUGACGCGCGAAUACCACUACGGAAUAUCGACUGCGUGCUGGUCAACCGAUGGGAGGAAGAGGAGGCGAAAAGAGAGAAGAAGCUGGGUUUCGACGAAGACAUGUUCAACCGAAUGACGUGGACACUAUACCAGUGGAUGGAUGCAGAGCUCCUCUGCGAUCAAUUUCAACAACAGCGGCUGAAGAAAUCCACCAGAGACCUACUCUACCUACACAACAUCAAUUGUGUACUGGUAAGGAUGAGGGGCUACCAAGACAUCCUAGCGAAGCGCUCUUGAUGUUUCUCUUUUGACAUCCGGCAGACGAAGGCAUGGCGGCCAUGAGAUGAUAUUCACACGGCGAAUUCGACUGCUGCCCGUGCGUAUAGAUCCAUGCCAGUCGUGGGUAGGUAGAUACCGACGACAUCGGCCCUCACUGACCCUCACUGAGAGACAGGUACCUGCAAUGACAGUUGAAUCCAUCUUGCGAGCAGACACGCAGAUGGAUUCAAAAAACGAAUGCUGUGUGUCGGUGUCAGAUCUCAAAAUCGUUGCCUACAUUAUAUAUACAUGGCAUAUUUCCUUCUAUCUCUCCGCAUCCACCAUCGAGUACCGCCAAAACAUGGUAACGAGGAACAUCAGAUCGAGAGACGUCAGAUCGAGAAGUCUACAUGCAAAGUGAGCAUCCAACGAGCUUAUACGUACGUAUGUGAGUAAACGGGGGCUGUGUACUGUAUGUGAUGUUCAGUGGGUGAAUAGGCCCAUGGCCCUCGCCACCGACCCGACCGACGUGUGUGCCUGGAGUCUAUGAUGUGUGUCCUCUCUGUCUGUAUGGUGUGUGAUUUGCCCGAGACAGACACGCAGACAGACAGAGGGACGGGAUGGCCUAUUUGUUGCUCAUGACCAGCCAGCUUCGAGUGAUAUGAACACAGACCUUAUCGAAAGGAUUUAAUUGGCAUCGCUUCGAAAGCGUGUGGAAUGCAUGAGUGUGUGUGGAGA
Molecule: messenger RNA, 4512 nt
Organism: Vitrella brassicaformis
Lineage: Eukaryota; Vitrellaceae
Source: the annotation of a GenBank genome assembly